Molecule: messenger RNA, 786 nt
Organism: Thlaspi arvense
Lineage: Eukaryota; Viridiplantae; Streptophyta; Magnoliopsida; Brassicales; Brassicaceae
Source: the annotation of a GenBank genome assembly
AUGGUCAUCACCACCACUGUGUACUGCUUGUUGGCCGUGACUCUCUGCCUCAUGCAAGACUACAGGAACGUAGACGUGGACGCUCCAUUCUCGGUAGCCUUCCAAGCCGUGGGGUGGAACUGGGCUAAGUACAUUGUCGCCGCUGGAGCACUCAAGGGCAUGACCUCGGUCCUCCUCGUCGGAGCUGUGGGUCAGGCACGGUACCUGACCCACAUCGCCCGGACCCAUAUGAUGCCUCCGUGGUUCGCUCAUGUGGACCAGAAGACCGGCACCCCGAUCAACGCCACGGUUACCAUGAUGGCCGCCACCGGCAUAAUCGCCUUCUUCACUGAGCUCGACAUUCUCUCCAAUCUCCUUUCCAUCUCCACCCUGUUCAUCUUCAUGCUGGUCGCCCUCGCCCUCCUCGUCCGCCGUUACUAUUUAGCUGGCGUCACCACCUCCGGUAACCGGACCAAACUUGUCGUUUUUCUCCUUCUCAUCCUCGGGUCCUCCAUCACCACCGCGAUUUACUGGGCUUUAAGCGACGGCUGGAUCUUAUACUGCAUAACGGGGCCGAUUUGGUUCCUGGCAACCUUAGGGCUUAGAUUGUUCGUGCCUCAUGCACGCGAGGCCAAGCUCUGGGAGUCCCACUGGGCCUCGUUUGCACGGUUCGGUGUUUGGACGGGGCUUCUUUUGGUUUACUACUUCUUGUUUGGGCUGCACGCGUCGUAUGACACGGCCAAGGAGAUGGAAGGGCGGUGGAGGAAGAUUGAAGAAGGGACCAAGUCAGUUGACAAAGGCGUUGCA